This is a messenger RNA of Candoia aspera, 2110 nucleotides long. RefSeq names its product guided entry of tail-anchored proteins factor 3, ATPase (gene GET3). Gene Ontology annotation, molecular function: ATP hydrolysis activity; ATP binding. The record is from RefSeq and is a predicted model, not a curated record. The transcript has 7 exons. The coding region runs from base 227 to 1273 and encodes 348 amino acids. NCBI's taxonomy places the organism in Eukaryota, Metazoa, Chordata, Lepidosauria, Squamata, Candoiidae. Gene Ontology annotation, cellular component: GET complex. Gene Ontology annotation, biological process: post-translational protein targeting to endoplasmic reticulum membrane.
ACCAGCCGUCUAGGUAGGGGUGUAUUUUGUUCUGGUGUCAGAUCUGUUUGUGACGCAGUGAUUUGAGGUGACAGUAUUAAGGAUUAAGCUCAUGGCUAAACAAAGGAGGCAGAAGGGGGCGAGUGCUAUUUCUCUCCGUGAAGACGUUAAUACGCCGGUUGUUAAAAUUAGAGUCCCACUUUAAAAUGGUGUAGCCUGGAAUCUUGUCACGUGAUUUUGUUCCAAGAUGGCUGCGGUGGCGUCUGGGCUGGCGGCUGAGGCGGACGAAUUCGAGGAUGCGCCUGAUGUAGAGCCUCUGGAGCCGACGCUGAGCAACAUUAUUGAGCAACGAAGCCUGAAGUGGAUUUUCGUUGGUGGGAAGGGCGGCGUGGGCAAAACUACUUGCAGUUGUAGCUUAGCUGUACAGCUCUCCAAGGUACGCGAGAGUGUCCUCAUCAUCUCUACUGAUCCUGCUCAUAACAUCUCAGAUGCCUUUGACCAGAAAUUUUCCAAGGUUCCUACCAAAGUAAAGGGCUAUGAUAACCUUUUUGCCAUGGAGAUUGAUCCCAGCUUGGGUGUGGCUGAGCUUCCAGAUGAAUUUUUUGAGGAGGAUAACAUGCUAAGUAUGGGCAAGAAGAUGAUGCAAGAGGCAAUGAGUGCCUUUCCUGGUAUUGAUGAGGCAAUGAGCUAUGCUGAAGUGAUGAGGUUGGUGAAAGGAAUGAAUUUUUCCGUGGUGGUGUUUGACACAGCACCCACAGGACACACACUACGGCUGCUCAAUUUCCCCACAAUAGUGGAGCGGGGGCUCGGUCGGCUGAUGCAAAUAAAGAACCAAAUCAGUCCCUUCAUAUCCCAGAUGUGUAACAUGCUUGGCCUAGGAGACAUGAAUGCUGACCAGCUGGCCUCCAAACUGGAAGAAACACUCCCUGUCAUCCGUUCUGUCAGUGAGCAGUUCAAGGAUCCAGAACAAACCACUUUCAUCUGUGUUUGCAUUGCGGAGUUUCUAUCCCUGUAUGAAACAGAACGGCUUAUCCAGGAGUUGGCCAAAUGCAAAAUUGACACCCACAACAUCAUAGUCAAUCAGCUGGUCUUUCCUGACCCUGACAAGCCCUGCAAGAUGUGUGAGGCCCGGCAUAAAAUCCAGUCUAAAUAUCUUGACCAGAUGGAAGACCUUUAUGAAGACUUUCAUAUUGUAAAGUUGCCACUUUUACCCCAUGAAGUGCGAGGAGCUGAUAAAGUCAAUACCUUUUCAAGUCUUCUACUGGAGCCCUAUAAACCACCCAGUACAAAAUGAACCCCUAUGGAUUGACUCCCCCUAAUUGCCCCCUCUACCAUUCCAUGCCUGCUGUUCCCUAUUCUUUUCCUGAUGGAAUUCCAUCUUUUCCACUGGCUUCUCAUCUGUUGAAAUUGUAUGACCGACAGUCUUGUGGUGGAGCUAGAAGAAGCAGAAUUGGCAUUCUCACUUAUUUCUACUCUGACACACUGAUUAUUUAAUUCCUUGGGACAUCUCAAAACCAGAUACAAUAUUGAAUCCAUUCUUCUCACUGACCAACUACCUAACUUAAAUGUGUGUCAUUUUUUUUUUGUUUAUUUCUCUGUCACUUGCUUUCUCUUUGGAUCAUAUCUCCUGGGGCUAAUGUCAUUCUGGUUGAGGUGCCAGUCAAGUGCUGUGAUGAUGAUAAAGAAGCUGUCAGUUCAUUUACAACAUCAGGGUCAUCAGUGCUAAUGAGAAGUAUGUAAAUAAAUUGUAAGGGAAAUAAUUUCACUGCUUCUUGUCACUCAAACUGUCAGAUUGAUUUAUAUUGGGAAUUGUCAGAGGAACUUGAGGCAAAACUUGGAAGUUAUUUGACGAGGGGAUGCUUGCUUUUAGGGGAGUAUAAAGCCACUGAGAAAAUCAUCUGCUUAAAUUAUUUGCUUGCUUAAGGUUACAAAAGCAUUAACAAUGAGGACUUUAUAUUUCUUAACAGCUUUCUGACUCUGGAAAGCAUAAGUGUGGAAAACUGGGACUGAAAAAUGGGAAAGGGAAUAGAAGCUUGGAGUUUAACAGAUUAUAGGUAGUUAAAAUCUUUGGGUAUAUGUACAGGUCAUUUUCUAGUCCCCUUGGGUGCCCAUUCCUUCAAUCAACAAAAAC